AUGGCGUGGGAUCAUCUGGACAUCGACAAGCCGCAUCUGGCGUACAUGAUUCUUGGCGGCUUUACAGGCUUGUUCAUGCUGUGCUCGCUGUUCGUCAAGGAGAAGCUUUACAUUGGUGAAGCUACUGUUGCUACUAUUUGUGGUAUUAUCUUUGGUCCGCACGCGGCGAAUCUAUUCAAUCCCUAUGAGUGGGGCAAUGUGGAUAAGAUUACGCUCGAAUGCUCGCGCAUUGUACUGGUCGUGCAAUGUUUCGCCGUCGGCGUCGAGUUGCCCAAGGCUUAUAUGGAACGUCACUGGAAGUCUGUGACUUUAUUGCUGAUUCCUGUGAUGACAUGGGGCUGGCUGUUAACCAGCUUGUUUAUCUGGUGGAUGGUGCCUCCGCUGAAUUGGUUGGAGAGUCUGGUCUGUGCUGCCUGUGUGACGGCCACUGAUCCUGUCUUGGCUUCCUCUGUCGUCGGAAAGGGAAAGUUCGCUAAGCGUGUGCCUAAGCAUUUGCGUGAUCUGUUGUCGGCUGAGUCUGGAUGCAACGAUGGCAUGGCUUUCCCUUUCAUUUAUCUUUCCUUUUACAUUCUCCGAUACCGACCUGAUGCCGGAGAGGUUUCGCUGAACUGGUUUUGUAUCACAAUUCUAUACGAGUGCAUUUUCGGCGCGAUCUUCGGCUUUACGAUUGGCUACUUGGCUCGCCAUGCCAUCAAGCUCGCCGAACGAAAGGGACUCAUCGAUCGUGAGAGUUUCCUGGUGUUCUACUUCGUUUUGGCUGUUUUCUGUGCCGGUUCGGGCAGUCUUCUGGGAAUGGACGAUCUGCUGAUCGGAUUCUCAUGCGGUGUCGGCUUCAGUAAUGACGGAUGGUUCACAGAGAAGACCGAGGAAUCGCACGUCUCAAACGUUAUCGAUCUUUUGCUCAACUUGGCCUACUUCGUUUACUUCGGGUCAAUUGUGCCUGGGAAACCUUCAACGCUCCCGAAUUGGGCUUGA
Penicillium maclennaniae is the source of this 975-nucleotide messenger RNA. RefSeq names its product Na+/H+ antiporter Nha1. Gene Ontology annotation, molecular function: sodium:proton antiporter activity. Lineage: Eukaryota; Fungi; Ascomycota; Eurotiomycetes; Eurotiales; Aspergillaceae. The transcript has a single exon. The record is from RefSeq and is a predicted model, not a curated record. Bases 1 to 975 code for a protein of 324 amino acids. Gene Ontology annotation, biological process: regulation of membrane potential; sodium ion export across plasma membrane; intracellular potassium ion homeostasis. Gene Ontology annotation, cellular component: plasma membrane.